ACUCUCUGCUACGAGUCUUGCAAAAAGAAGAAGGAAGGAAGCCUUCUGUCUUUAGUGCAGCGGGGCGGCGAGAAAAAGCAGCGCUUGUUGUCAGUUUUCGCAUGCAUACAUGCAUAACACGCAUGCACACAUUUGUUCUCGCCUUUGCUUCGUGCCCCGAGCGCGAAAUGAUGGGAUUGCAACGUUUCCACCCGGGGCGCUGGCUUCGCUUGGUGGCCGCCGCGUUGAGACCCGCGUCGGAACUUGGGAAGAGCAGGAGGGAGUGGUUUAGUGGUCGGGGAAGAAGGGGAGGAAGGUGGAAGCGAAGCGGAUCCCGCCUUCUCUAAACCCAGCCGCGGAGAAGGAGAGAGGAGGGAGAGGGAGAUUGGCAAUUAAUGGUGGGGCUUUUGUUAAGAGCAGGGGCUGUUGCGCUGCCCUUUGGGAUUUGAGGCCGAUCCCGUAUAUAUUCACACGUUACGGGGAUUAUCUCUCUCCCCUCCGCCGGGGCAGCGGCAAGCGGCAAGAUGAGCGCUGCUCGUUAUUGUCUGAAGCGCCGCUUGCGCGCCUGCAUUUGCAAACCUGCAGCCGCCGCUGCGCAUUCCGUGGGUGGCGGGGCGUCCUUUGUCAGGCUGGGAUCUGUGCUUUCCUGUUCUCCAAAAUAAGAGAGGAAAAACCCGGCAGCAUCCAGGGAAAAAGCAAGAAGGGGAAGGAAGCCUGAGGAGGCCGUGCUCCACCCAAGCCUGGUAAUUGUGCGUGUUAUUUUGGCACUCUGGAGAAUCAGAAGAAAAUGCAAAACAGCGAAGUGAUAAAACCUGCCAAAUACUUCUCUGAAGUGGAGAAGAGUGUGUUGCUGGCAUUAGUUGAGAAAUACAAAUAUGUACUUGAGUGUAAAAAAAGUGAUGCAAGGACUAUUGCACUGAAACAACGGACCUGGCAGGCCCUUGCUCAUGAAUAUAAUUCUCAACCAAGUGUAUCGCUACGAGAUUUCAAGCAGCUGAAAAAAUGCUGGGAGAACAUCAAAGCACGGACAAAGAAAAUAAUGGCACAUGAAAGGCGAGACAAGGUAAAAAGGAGCAUUAGUCCACUUCUAAGUAAUCACAUCCUGGGAAAAGAGAAGAUUGCCAGCAUGGUACCUGAGCAGGUGUACUUCUUACAGAGUCCACCAGAAGAGGAUUCUGAAUAUCAGCCAGAAGCCUCCAGUCAAGAACCUUUCACCGUUAUAAACAGAGAACUGUGCGAUGAAGACAAAGAUCUUGUACAUUUCCAGGUAUGCGAAGGAACCUCGCAAUCGGAGCCUUCCUGUUCAGCAGUCAGGAUAACAGGCAGUAAAAAUUUCAGAAGUAAAGCUGCCCAGGAAAGCGAUCUGAAGAAGAUGCACGAAGAAGAGCACCAUCAGCAAAUGUCCAUCUUGCAACUGCAGCUGAUCCAGAUGAACGAGGUCCACGUGGCCAAGAUUCAGCAGAUCGAGCGGGAGUGCGAGAUGGCGGAAGAGGAGCACAGAAUCAAGAUGGAGUUGCUCAACAAAAAAAAAAUGUACUGGGAGCGGAAACUUCAAACUGUUACAAAAGAGUGGCCCGUCUCAUCUUUCAACAGACCGUUCCCUAAUUCGCCCUAGAGAAGGCAGCAGCCAGCCGUAAAAUGGACUGGUGUCACUGGUUUAUUAGAAGAGAAUGAGGAGGGGUUCAGUUCUGCUAGUUUUGUAUUUUUAGUUUGAGAGAAUGCCUUCCCACUAGGCUGUGAACAAACAUUAAGGAAGAGCUAAGGAAAAUGUGGUAUCUAUUUGUUGUUUUUUAAGCCAAAUUACUCAAUUAUUAUCAUUUUUGGAGCAUCCCCUUAUACACACAGGAAGUCAGUAGGCGUAUUCCGUGGUGCACACUUUUUGUCUAGAAAGUUCUUAACAGCAGAUACGUAGCUGGGCAUUUUAAUAUUUUAUUUGAAGCCUGAAAUUUAAAUUUGUUUCCAAGAAGCAAGAAUUCUGACUUAUCCUCCAUAAUUGUUUGUUGAGGUGGGGCUACUAGCAGAUGCGCAGUGACUCAGCUGCAUCACUGAGCCAGAGGACAUAAUACGUUUUCCGUUUAUUAAUAGAAUGUGGGGAAAGGGCAGCGUCAUAGCAGCAACUGCUUCAGAAGAGGCCAUGGAAAGCUUUCAAACAAUUGAUUAGCUCUCUGGGCCACAAGGGAAGUUCACCACCACCACAUUUCUCUCCUGCCCCUAACCAUUAAUGACGCUGCACUCAGAUUGCACUAUAGGGCAUGGCUCACCUGCCAGCUAUAUAAUUUAGGGCAAAAUUACUACUGUCUGGCCACUUUUCUGCGGUUGAAGAAGGCAUCAAGAAAAUUACCAUUGUGUGUGAUUUGCAGCUGUGCACGUGUACUCCAGAGUAAGUGUAUACAGGAUUGCAGCAUCACUUGGAUACUUGGCACCUCUCCGUUUGGUUCAUUUCAGCUUGCUUGGCUUCUCGUCAUGUCAGGAAGGAGCCACCUGUCCAUCUAGUACGAUGCAGGUCCAGUUUGCAUGACAGGAUCACCCUCUCCGUACUGCGCCUAUCUCUUGGUCCCAGUCCACAUGAGCCAGGGAUCUGAAGUGAGCACCAACCAAAUGUAAGGAGGUUAAAGUGCAGAUUUACUGUGUAACUCGGGGCUAUUUAAACACUUUGCAUUUUUACAUGCAAGUCCCUGUAAAAAUGUAAUGAGUGCGCAUGGCAAAUGCCGAUAAUCUGCCACCACACAGGGAGUGGCUGUGGCUCCUUGAAUGGGUAACUGGCAAACGCAUUGAACAUCACAAUGUGUGACUGAGCUCUUGAAGAGUUUUCAUCUUUGAUGGGAGGCAAGGGAAUGAGAACCCACCACCCUCUAAGUAAGUGACAAAGGGGAAGCAGGCUUGUUUCUGUUUUAAUGAAGCAGCAACCAUGAAUUUCCACGAUUUCAUAUGUAGAUUUGGCAGUUAUGACUAAUAAGUGCAAAUGGUGAUAUUAGCUUUUUCUUCUUCUCAAAAUGGGGCAACCUUGCUGUGUUCAUUGGGCUUCAGGUGGUUUUCAGUUGGAUUUACAGGUAAAUAUUUUCAGAUGCUGCUAAGACAGAGACCUGGAGCUACUUAAGAGUGCUGUCAAAUCUGUUGCAAAACUAGCUUGAGUGGAUUAGAGCUGCCCCUCUUUAAUAUUUACAGUAGCAGAGGGUUACCAGUAAAGUAGGGGGAGGCAUAGUCAAUUUUUCAGGCAGGUAUAAGGAACAUUUGGGUGUCCAGACAUUGCUGCUACAACUUGCAUCAUCCCUAGUCAUUGGCCAUGCUUGCUAGGCCUGAUGGGAGUUGUAGUUCAACAGCAACUGGAGGACCAAAGGUUCCCACACUAAGGGUACAAGCUUGUUGCUUAAUGUUGGUGAAGCGCCAUACGUUUGUCAUUGCUUUCAGCGCUCCCAUCUUGGUAUGUCAAGGAAAGGGGUAAGACUUUAAAAGGGUGAGAUUUUAAAUAGUAUAUAAUUGUGAGUUUGGAGUACAGUGGUGGGAAUUACUCUGAAUUAACUAAAAGGAGUCAUCAUGGUUUAUGGUGCUGCAUAUGCGCACUGCACAGAAUUAGCCAUAAAGUCUUCCUCUUUUUCCUGUUGAUAAGAUGGUGUGCUGAAAUACCAACUUGGGGAAUGAGAUGGAGAUCUGCCAUUCAUAGGUGCAGAUCAUUUACAUGCUGACAUGAAAUCCUUGCUCUACCUCACUCCUCUCAAAUAGAAUCAAGCUCAAAGAAAUUGAGUCGCUUCAGGUCUUUUUUGGUGUGUUCCUUUGACUAUAAGACGGGGCACAAAUAUGUUCAUUCUGGAAAACCAAAAUUUGUGUAUUUUGGUAAUGCAUCUUUUAGUGCAACUUCUUAUUGAGGAGCUCUGUUCAAACUGUUGAACAGAUCUUAUGAAACAUCUUAUAAAGUGCACACUGGUUCACAGUUAACAGAUUCCCAGGCAAACAAGAAACUAUCAGAAGUAUGGGGAAAGGGAAUGGGAAGGUAACUGGAAAGAGGGCUGUGCUUAUACUGUUGAGAUUUUUGUGGUUCUUAAAUGAGUUUAUAACUUAGUAUUUUAAAUAAUUUUCCAAAGGGAAAAUAAUUAUGUUAGUUAAUGCAUGUGUAGAGCUUAAAUACUGAAUUCAAACCACUGCAAAAAUAAUUGCAGAUUCCAGCAUAAUCCAAUAGAAAAAAGAGGGAGCAAUUGCAGCCCCAAGCCUCAGGAAAUCACAAGCCCUUUUGAAAGUAUUUUGAGGGGAAAUGUUAGGCUACUUCUCAUUUUAGUGUCUUUGGUGCAUAUUAGAGUUGUCUGGUCCAAAUUAGAAUGGGGUUCCUGUUCCUGUGUGCAGCUGGGAAUUUCAGAAGGUGCAUGUGCGCUCACCUCUGCGUGACAAUUUGCCCUUGCCAAAAUUAUCACAAACUACUACCUGUAAAAGAGGGGUCACCCAUGUGGACAUCUCUAUAGCUGAGGUGGAGCAGUUUGGACCUCAUUUACAAAGAGACAUUAGGUUUUGCUUAGCACCCAGAUAACAUUCUCCAUCCUCCAUUCCUAAAACAAGCGUGUGUGGCAGGCAGUUUCAUUCUAACAUGAAACAGUGCAGAGAGCAUAAAACUCAGCAGUGAAUUUAGCUGUCAGAAGUAAAGAGAAACUAGCCUGCGUUCAUAUAUUUUAUUACAGAAAAUAGUAGUUUAGGUUUAGCCCCUGCCCAGCUCCCCCUUCUCCUUGGAUGCCAAUAGUAUUUCCCUUUUCAAUGAGCCUCAGUUUCUCAGCAGUUCAGAGUGGAGUUUUUUUCAACUGCCGCUCCUGUGUCUAUUUUUCGGUGGAGAGGGACACAAGUUGCACUGCAAUUUUGCUGCCAGUCUUGAGAUAUUUCCAUUUUUUUCACAUUCUAAAUUCUGAACUUUUAAAAUACUACUUUAUCAUUUCUUUUUUAUUCCUCUUCUGUCUUCUGUUCAGCGUUACCACGUAAAAUAGUUUUAUAUUGGACACUCUCUCCCUUGAAUUUUCCCCUCCCCUGUCAUUUAUAUUCUUAUUAUUUAGAUAAUAUGUAGAACUCAACAUUUCAUCCUCUUUGCUUUUGUCUAAAUAGAGUUGUUUCCUGGUAUAUUGGAUAUAAAACUGUAUGAAUUCCUCACCACAUUCAAAUUCUGCAAGAAGAAAAUCUAGAUACUGUGAGAUGUAUGAAUUGUGCCUUGUGUUUCUUUAGCAUGUACAAUUCAUUUUGUUU
Molecule: messenger RNA, 5193 nt
Organism: Podarcis muralis (Common wall lizard)
Lineage: Eukaryota; Metazoa; Chordata; Lepidosauria; Squamata; Lacertidae
Gene: MSANTD3
Product: Myb/SANT DNA binding domain containing 3
Source: RefSeq, a predicted model, not a curated record